AAAUAAUUACUCGAGUUUGCCGUUCACGGAUGUUUUCUCAAAAGCCGGAUUUCACACAUUGUGGGUGAUAUACUCCAAACACCACACGGAGAAAGGUUUAAAAGCUGAUUUUGUGUAGGGUUAAACCACAUUGCUCCAAUCAGACAUAGAGAUGAAGCUGUUUGUACUUCUGUUGAUAUUCACCUGUGUUGCCUUGCAACAGUGUGACGCUCUCAGGUUGCAAUAUCAACCAUGGCCCCGCUGGAUUAGACGUCCAUUCCCAGGUCCAAUCGGAAUGCCAACAUUCCCAGGUCCCAUUGGAUAUGCACCCAUGAUCAAAGGUAGAGAUGUUGCGACAGAACUCGACACCGAGGAGGAUGAAUCACUGGACGAACGAGACAUUCAAGACUUAAUUGAUGAUUUAGAAUUAAACGACGAUGACCUCCGCUCUCUUGAAGAAUUGAAUGACGAGCAGUGAUCAAUUAACCAGGUUAUGCCAUUGUUGAAGAGAAUGAAGUUAAAAUUCCAAAACUGUCAGAAGUGCAGAAUAAAACACAUUUGAACAAAA
Gigantopelta aegis is the source of this 547-nucleotide messenger RNA. RefSeq lists its product as uncharacterized. The transcript has 5 exons. NCBI's taxonomy places the organism in Eukaryota, Metazoa, Mollusca, Gastropoda, Neomphalida, Peltospiridae. The coding region runs from base 152 to 457 and encodes 101 amino acids. The record is from RefSeq and is a predicted model, not a curated record.